AGUCUGAAAAAGAAAAAAUAGAACGACAAACAAAAUCAAUAGUAGAAUUGUUCGAAGAAUAUCAAAACGAAACACUCUUCCCAGAAGAAAUAAAUUUAAACAAUUUAUUCGACCAAUUUACAACAUUAUCAACAGAAGAAAAUAGUAAUCCUUGGGAACCAAAAAUACCCAUUGAAUUUGAAGAAUCAAUUGAACCAGAAAUAUUCACUACUGAACCAAUAAAACUAAAUAAAAAACUUAUCCGACCACCACCAGAACCUAAAAAACUUUCGAACGAAGUAUUGAACGGAGAAUUACAAGGAUACCUUUUAAUACUAUCAAGGGAAAAUAAAAUAGUAAAAGAAUACCAAUUACGAAC
Molecule: messenger RNA, 358 nt
Organism: Ambispora leptoticha
Lineage: Eukaryota; Fungi; Glomeromycota; Glomeromycetes; Archaeosporales; Ambisporaceae
Source: the annotation of a GenBank genome assembly